CAGCUGAGCAAUAACGAGGGAAGGAAAAUCCAGGGAUUCUGAGGGACGAGCCGCUCCCGAGGAUGAGCGCCGUGAUCCUGCUGCUCCUGCUCUCCGCCGGGAACGCCGGAUCCCAGCCGGACUCGGCGCUGCCCCGGCGGCGCCUGUCGUGCGUGAGGUGCUGCGGGCCCUCGGAGCAGCCGGUGUCCAUCAUCUCCCAAAGAUCCGCCAGGAUGAGCGGCCAUCCCCGGUAUUCCCUGCCCAAAAUCCAGCCCACCAUCGACAUCACCAUCCUCAAAGGCGAGAAGGGCGAGAUGGGCGAGCGGGGACUCCCCGGAGCCGCCGGGAAGGCGGGAGAGCGCGGAUGGCGCGGGCCGAGCGGCCGGAAGGGCCAGAAGGGGCAGCCGGGGCCGCAGGGCCACUCCUGCAAGCAGCAGUUCGCCGCCUUCUCCGUGGGCCGCCGCCGGGCCCUGCACGGCUCCGACUACUUCCAGCUCGUCACCUUCGACACGGAAUUCGUCAACCUCUACCAACACUUCAACAUGUUCUCCGGGAAGUUCUUCUGCUACGUGCCGGGGGUUUACUACUUCAGCCUCAACGUGCACACCUGGAAUUUCAAGGAGACCUACGUGCACCUGAUGAGGAACGAGCAGGCCGCCGCCGUCCUGUACGCCCAGCCCGGCGACAGGAGCAUCAUGCAGAGCCAGAGCCUGAUGCUGGAUCUGCAGGAAGGGGACGAGGUCUGGAUCCGGAUGUUCAAGAGGGAGCGGGAAAACGCCAUCUACAGCGAGGAGUCGGAUGUUUACGUCGUCUUCAACGGGCACCUGGUCAAACCCGCCCUGGAGUAG
Hirundo rustica (Barn swallow) is the source of this 827-nucleotide messenger RNA. It is a transcript of the gene C1QTNF8, whose product is annotated as C1q and TNF related 8. NCBI's taxonomy places the organism in Eukaryota, Metazoa, Chordata, Aves, Passeriformes, Hirundinidae. The record is from RefSeq and is a predicted model, not a curated record. Bases 63 to 827 code for a protein of 254 amino acids. The transcript is spliced from 3 exons. Gene Ontology annotation, molecular function: protein binding.